Salpingoeca rosetta is the source of this 843-nucleotide messenger RNA. RefSeq lists its product as uncharacterized. NCBI's taxonomy places the organism in Eukaryota, Choanoflagellata, Craspedida, Salpingoecidae. The record is from RefSeq and is a predicted model, not a curated record. Gene Ontology annotation, molecular function: endonuclease activity. The coding region runs from base 1 to 843 and encodes 280 amino acids. The transcript has a single exon.
AUGGACGUCCAGGAAAACAUCUUCCAGCAGCUGCAGCUACUGCAGCCACCACAGCCAGCACAGCCAGCACAGCCACCACAGCCGCCACAGCCGCCACAGCACGCCCAGCCGCCGCCUGUCCCUGAGCCACACCGGCUUGUUGCAGCGGUCUCCACCAUCAUCCCAGCGCCGUUCAUCGGCCCUGUCCCCGACAUUGCCGCCAUGAUGCACAAGUACCGUCUUCCUGAUGAUGCCCGCCCUCACAUCGACCCCGUGGCGGACCGUCACGAGGUGGGCGAGCUCUCCAGCCACGGGGCCGGAACAUGGACCCCGCUGCGGACCGUUCCAGAGGACUCCUUCAACAUCGUCGAGGGCUGGCAGCGCACGCUGAUCCUGAACCUUGGACUGUGUGCGCAAAUUCGCGAGGACUUCUUCACAAGUGCAGGCCGCUACCUCUACAGCAUCACCCACAUCGUCAGGCGCACCCCCGAUGGCCAUCCCAUGCGUGGAAUGGGGUCUGGCCAGUGCCAGUUCCGUCGCCUGCACCGAACCUCACACAUCAACCGAGGCCUCUACGAGCGCGAGCUGCGCAGCGUUGAUCGUCGCCCCAACUACCACGCCUCUCACCUCUGCCACCGCGGUGUCGACAACCCCCUCAUCUUUGUUUGCCCUCGCACUAACAAGCAGUUUGAGCUGCCAUGCAUCAACCCCGCACACCACGUGCUGGAACCAGGCCACUACAACUCGUCCCGCAUCGGCUGCCCCGGCCCUCUGCUUGGAUGCGAACACAUCCCGCCAUGUCUGAGACAUGCCAACCCACCAGACACGGUAUCAUUUUACCGUGCGUACGAGUUUGACGUGUGA